AUGGCCCUCCUCGACAGAGUCCCCGGAAACCUCAAUCUGUACAUUGGCGGUAUCUUUACGCUGCGGCGGCGUGAAGCCCUUGAACAGGCAAACAUCACCCACGUCCUGUCCGUCCUGCGCAUGCCCCUCGACGACGCCCUGUUUGCCCCCUUCAAGCACAUGGUGGUCGAGGUCGACGAUGUCGACGACGAGAACCUCCUCCAGCAUUUCCCGGCCACGAAUCGCUUCAUUCGCGAAGGCCUCGACGCAGGUGGCGGCGUCCUAGUGCACUGUGCCAUGGGCAAGUCACGAUCGGCUACCGUUGUCAUCGCAUAUUUGAUGCAGCAGCACAACAUCAGCCCUUCCGAAGCCCUGUCCCACGUUCGGCAAGCUCGGUCCAUCUGCGAGCCCAACCCAGGUUUCAUGGACCAGCUCAACCUCUAUGCUCAAAUGCACACUCCACUCGAUGUCGAAACCACCCCGGCCUACCAACGAUGGGUCUACCAACGCGAAAUUGAGUUGAGCCGCGCGUGUGGACAAGCGCCAGACGCUGACAAGAUCCGCUUUGAGGACGAACAUGUUGCUGAUGAGGCUGCAGCCUUUGAAUUAAGGUGUCGCAAAUGCAGGCGCGCGUUGGCAACCUCGCAAUAUCUACUAUCACAUGGAUCCUCUUACACUGCAAAAGACGACGAGGCCGAGGUCCCUACUUCGGCCAAAUGUGCCCAUUACUUCCUCGAUCCCUUGUCAUGGAUGCGACCUGAGCUCGAACAAGGCAAGUUAGACGGUCGUCUGGAGUGCCCAAAGUGCCACACCAACGUAGGCAAGUAUGCCUGGCAGGGCAUGCAAUGCAGCUGUGGAGACUGGGUCGUCCCUGGCAUCAGUCUUGCAAAGGGCCGGAUCGAUGAAGCAAGAAAAGCAACCUUUGGCAUACGUCGGCCUCCGGGUGCUUCAGGCCCACCGGCAGUAGGCGAUUCCCAUCCCAAACAAAAUCUUUGA
This is a messenger RNA of Bipolaris zeicola 26-R-13, 975 nucleotides long. RefSeq lists its product as uncharacterized. NCBI's taxonomy places the organism in Eukaryota, Fungi, Ascomycota, Dothideomycetes, Pleosporales, Pleosporaceae. Gene Ontology annotation, molecular function: protein tyrosine/serine/threonine phosphatase activity. The coding region runs from base 1 to 975 and encodes 324 amino acids. The transcript is spliced from 4 exons. Gene Ontology annotation, cellular component: nucleus. Gene Ontology annotation, biological process: protein dephosphorylation. The record is from RefSeq and is a predicted model, not a curated record.